Penaeus vannamei (Pacific white shrimp) is the source of this 464-nucleotide messenger RNA. RefSeq names its product large ribosomal subunit protein mL63. The record is from RefSeq and is a predicted model, not a curated record. Gene Ontology annotation, molecular function: structural constituent of ribosome. Gene Ontology annotation, cellular component: mitochondrial ribosome. Gene Ontology annotation, biological process: mitochondrial translation. Lineage: Eukaryota; Metazoa; Arthropoda; Malacostraca; Decapoda; Penaeidae.
UGAAGCGCCCAACGUUGCUUCUGCUGCACGCGACCCUUCCCAAAAUGAGACUUGCGUUGACGUUAUUACGGCGAAAAAUGCCCAAUGGAAACAUCUUCAUUGGGAAAAACAGAAUAACGCCAAAAAUAAAGGAAGGACACAUGGCAGGUUUAAAGAAGAGAUUACAACAAGAAGAAGAGAAUAUGUUUUAUCUGCGGCAUCCGUAUCUAACUCUGGACCAGUCAUGGGGCCAUGCCAAGGAACUAGGAAAGCAUGAAAGUUGGUUACAAAAAAAGAAUAUGGAAAGACAGAAAUACAAGCCAGAUGUAACCAUUGAGGAGAGAUACAAGAACCUUCGCAAUGCAGAUGUUUGGGAUUAAUUAAAUACUGAGUUAUUACAUAUUUAGUUUUGCUGUAUAUACAUGUUUGUUUUUGAAAUUUGUAAAUCAUGUAUCAAUAAAUUAGGUAAGGAAAACUACUUAUGA